AUGUGUGAUUAUCAAAGUGGAUUUAUUUAUCAUUAUCAAAAUAUUACUGACAUUCCUACAAAAAUUGAUAUAAUUAUUAUUAUAUUUUCAUGUUAUAUAAUACUGAUAAAUCAAUUUAUAUUAUUUUUAUUAUUUCAAGCUUAUUUAUUAUCAUCAUCACAAUUUGUAAAUAUUUUAAUUAUGAUUCAAAUAAUAUUUGAUACAUUUGUUUGUAUUUCACAAAUUGGUAAUAAAUUUUGUCCAUUUUUUUUAAUUACAUCAGAAAUGUGGAUCAAUAUAUUAGGUUGUCAUAUAUGGACAAGUGAAUUUUUAAAUAGUUUAUUUAAUACAUUUACUAGACAAACAAUUAUUACAAUGAUUAUUGAACAUUAUUUAUCGAUUUAUAUACCAAAUUUAAAUUUAUUAAAUUAUCCUAAAUUAUUAGGUGGUAUUUAUUGUUUAUUAGUAGUAUAUAAUAUAAUUUCUAAUUUAUAUUUAAUUCUUUUAGUUAAAUUAGAUCAAACUGGUCAAUGUAUAAUUAUUUCAAAAAUGUUAAUCAAUAGUAGUGAUCGAUUAGAAUUAAUUAUUUUCAAUUAUAUUUCAUUGAUACUUGGUGAUAUUAUACCAUUUAUAGUGAUAACUAUUAUCAUUAUAUUAAUAAUAUUACAUCAUUAUAAAAUUAAAUUGAUUACAAAAGAUGAAAAUCAAAUGAAACCAUUAGAAAAUUAUUUAACAUUAUUAUUAAUUAUUUGGUGUUUACCAGAAAUUUUAAUUACAAUAUGUGAUAUAUGUCAACAUGUAUGUGAAACAUAUAUAGAAUAUGAAAUGAUAUGUGAUAUAACACAUCAUUGUUUAGAAUUAUUACGUUCAAUUACAUUUAUAUUACAUUCAAUGAGUUUAUUUAUUUUUUUAAAACCAAUAAGAAUUGAAGCUUUAAAAACAUUCAAUAAUAUUUUAAAAUUUUUUAAAAAAAUAUUUUCAUUUUUCUAA
This is a messenger RNA of Schistosoma bovis, 969 nucleotides long. Lineage: Eukaryota; Metazoa; Platyhelminthes; Trematoda; Strigeidida; Schistosomatidae. The record is from the annotation of a GenBank genome assembly.